CAUUUUGCUAGACAGUUAUAGUUGGGUACUCUCUAUAUCCAUUAAAUUCAAGCCCACCAAAUAUAUAUCUUUCUACCAUACCAUUUAUUGUGAUCAUAGACAGACCUCUGCAAAAUUGAUUAUACAUACAGUACAAGGUCAUAUAUCACAUGUUAUAAGUUAUAACAAAACACACACACACACACUAGUGAGAUCUUGCAAGAUAUGGGGUCAUGGUUUGCAAGAUCAAGAAACAUCCCAUAUUUGCUCAAGAGAAACAUCUCUUUCUUACAUGCAAAUUCUUCUUGCAAGACCUUGCCUCCUUACCAAAGCUCUCAUGGGUUCCGGGAGAGUCCGGCCGCCUCCAUCUUGUCGUUCCGGAGGUUGGAAUCCGCCAUGGCCGGAAAACAAGCUCAAGCUGUAGCUUACACUGAUGAUGAAGUUGAUGAUGGUGAAAACCAGAGCAUAGAAUUUCCUGGUGGAAGGGUUGGAUUCACUACUCAAAUGCAAUUCAUUUCAGAAGCCACUGACAAAAGAGUGCCUUGUUAUCGUGUUCUUGAUGAUGAUGGCUUUCCCAUUGCUGGCACUAAAUUUGAGCAGCUGGACGAAGAAACGGCAGUGAAGAUGUACAAAAGCAUGGUGAGCCUUCAAAUAAUGGAUACCAUCUUCUAUGAAGCACAACGGCAAGGGAGGCUGUCGUUUUACUUGACCUCAACGGGCGAGGAGGCGAUCAACAUUGCAACCGCUGCCGCACUCUCACCUGAUGACGUUAUAUUGCCACAGUACCGGGAGCCCGGGAUCCUGCUAUGGCGCGGUUUCAGCAUUGAGGAGUUUGCCAACCAAUGUUUUGGGACUAAAGAUGGUCAUGGGAAAGGCAGGCAGAUGCCAAUACACUAUGGCUCCAAGGACCUCAAUUUCAUCACUAUUUCAUCACCAAUCGCGACACAGCUGCCUCAAGCUGCUGGCGUCGCCUACUCUCUCAAGAUGGACGGGAAGGAAGCGUGUGCGGUUGCUUUCACAGGGGAUGGUGGCACCAGUGAGGGAGAUUUUCAUGCUGCUAUGAAUUUCGCAGCAGUGAUGGAAGCCCCGGUGUUGUUUAUAUGCCGCAACAACGGAUGGGCUAUAAGCACCCCAGUUUCAGAGCAAUUUAGAAGCGAUGGGGUAGUUGUGAAGGGGCAGGCGUACGGAAUUCGUAGCAUUCGCGUCGAUGGGAACGAUGCUCUCGCCGUUUAUAGCGCGAUCCGUGCAGCUCGGAUGAUGGUCGUGCGCGAACAGAAGCCCGUGCUAGUUGAGGCACUUACAUAUCGAGUAGGGCAUCACUCGACAUCAGACGAUUCCACAAAAUACCGAUCAGUGAACGAGAUUGAGCAGUGGAAAAGGACCAGAAAUCCAAUGACCAGAUUCAGAAACUGGGUUCAAGCAAAUGGCUGGUGGUCAGACGAGGAAGAAACCGAGCUUCGUGGGACCCUCCGGAAGCAGGUGUUGAAGGCCAUUCAAGUCGCUGAGAAAACAGAGAAACCGAGUCUCGGAAAUUUGUUCAGCGAUGUGUAUGACAAGGUGCCCUCAAAUUUGCAAGAACAAGAGAAAUCUCUGAGACAAACCAUCAAAACACAUAAGCAAGACUUCCCAGCUGAUGUGCCUCUCUAGUUUUCUUGUUUCACAAUUUCUCAUCCAUCUAUGUAUGUAUGUAUGUGUAUGUAUGUAUGUAUGCAUUGGAUUUAGUAAAUGUGUUAUUGCAAUUGUAACAAAAUAAAAUCAAGAAUCCAAGAUUAACAUA
Salvia hispanica is the source of this 1756-nucleotide messenger RNA. RefSeq names its product 2-oxoisovalerate dehydrogenase subunit alpha 1, mitochondrial-like. Lineage: Eukaryota; Viridiplantae; Streptophyta; Magnoliopsida; Lamiales; Lamiaceae. Gene Ontology annotation, biological process: branched-chain amino acid catabolic process. Gene Ontology annotation, molecular function: oxidoreductase activity, acting on the aldehyde or oxo group of donors, disulfide as acceptor. Gene Ontology annotation, cellular component: oxoglutarate dehydrogenase complex. The record is from RefSeq and is a predicted model, not a curated record.